AUGUUAUCUAUUCUGCCGAAAUUGAAGUUCAUAUUCCCACACAUGACUGUUGGUCAUACUUUAGAAUUUGCUGCUCGAAUGAGAACACCACAAAAUAGAGGGAUUGGAAUUGACAGGGAGACGUAUGCAAAACUAAUGGCUGAUGCGUAUAUGGCUACAUAUGGUAUAUCACACACAAGAAACACUAAAGUUGGUAAUGACUUUGUACGUGGGGUAUCAGGUGGUGAAAGGAAAAGAGUUUCCAUUGCAGAAGUUUCAUUAAGUGGAGCUAAGAUUCAAUGUUGGGAUAAUUCAACCAGAGGUUUGGAUUCCGCUACUGCAUUGGAGUUUAUUAGAGCAUUGAAAACAUCAGCAAGGAUUCUUAGCUGUACUCCAGUUAUUGCCAUCUACCAAUGUUCCCAAGAUUCUUAUAAUUUGUUUGACAAUGUUGUUGUGUUGUAUGAAGGUUACCAGAUUUUCUUUGGGAAAGCAGACAAAGCCAAGGAGUAUUUUGUCAAGAUGGGGUAUAAAUGUCCUCAAAGACAAACUAUGGCAGACUUUUUGACAUCAUUAACCAAUCCAACUGAAAGAGAGCCAUUAUCAGGAUAUGAAAAUAAAGUCCCCAGAACUCCCAAAGAAUUUGAAGCGUAUUGGAAACAGUCACCAGAAUAUUCUGCCUUGAUUCAAGACAUGGAUAGUUAUUUGAUUGAAUGUGAGAAAUUAAAUACCAAAAAAAAUUAUCAAAAAUCACAUGUUGCAAGACAAUCAGAGCACACUCGUCCAAGUUCACCGUAUACUGUUUCAUUUUUCAUGCAAGUUCGAUAUCUUGUGGCCAGAAAUUUUGUUCGCAUGAAGGGAGAUCCAUCAAUUGCACUUAUUUCAGGAUUUGUUCAAUUAGUUUUGGGAUUGAUAUUGUCUUCGGUUUUCUAUAAUCUUCCCCCAACCACUGAUUCAUUUUAUCACCGUGGUGUUGCUUUGUUUUAUGCUGUUCUUUUCAAUGCAUUUUCUUCCUUGUUGGAAGUAAUGACAAUGUAUGAAGCCAGACCCGUAGUUGAGAAACAUAGAAAGUUUGCUCUUUAUAGACCAUCUGCAGAUGCAUUGGCUAGUAUCAUAAGUGAACUCCCAAUCAAGUUGAUCUCAUCAAUAUCAUUUAAUUUUGUAUUCUAUUUUAUGAUAAACUUGAGAAGAGAACCUGGAAGAUUUUUCUUUUAUUGGUUGAUGAAUUUCCUUGCCACAUUAGUUAUGUCUCAUUUCUUUAGAUCCGUCGGUGCUAUAACAACUUCAUUGGAAGGUGCCAUGAUACCUUCGACUAUUUUGUUAAUGGCAAUGGUUAUUUACACAGGAUUUGUUGUUCCAAAACCAGACAUGUUAGGAUGGGCAAAGUGGAUCAGUUACAUAAACCCAAUUGCAUAUGUGUUUGAAUCUAUCAUGGUUAAUGAAUUUCAUGGUCGUCACUUUCUUUGUUCAACUUAUGUACCAUCAGGAUCUGGUUAUGAAGAUUUAAACUCAGAAGACCAAGUUUGUUCUGCCGUGGGGUCAAUUCCAGGAAAUCCAUAUGUUAGUGGAACAGAUUUCUUAAAAUAUGCCUACCAAUAUUAUGGUGUCCACAAGUGGAGAGACUUUGGUAUUGUCAUUGGCUUCAUCGUUUUCUUUUUAGCAAUUUAUAUUGGCCUAACUGGAAUUAAUCGAGGUGCUAUUCAAAGGGGUGAAAUUGUUUUAUUUCUCAAGGGUGAUUUGAAGAAACACAAGCUAAAUAGAAACUGUGAUGAUAUUGAAGGUGGUUUGUUAGAAGAAAAGUAUACCCAUGAUGAUUUCAUUGAUGAUAGUAUAGUUGUCAAAUCAGAGGAUCUUUCUCAAGCUAAAGAUAUAUUCUUCUGGAAAGAUUUGACUUACAAGAUCAAGAUCAAAAAUGAAGAAAGAACAAUCUUGAAUGACAUUGUUGGUUGGAUUAAGCCGGGAAAAGUUACUGCCUUGAUGGGAGCAACUGGUGCUGGCAAAACAACCUUGUUGAAUUGUUUGUCAGGAAGACUUUCAGUUGGUGUUAUUACUGAUGGUGUACGAAUGGUUAACGGACACGAGUUGGAUUCUUCCUUCCAAAGAUCGAUUGGUUAUGUACAACAGCAAGAUGUCCAUUUACAAACAACUACAGUUAGAGAAGCAUUGCAGUUUUCUGCAUACUUGAGACAAUCACUGAAAAUUUCAAAAAAAGAUAAAAAUGAAUAUGUUCAGUAUAUCAUUGAUCUAUUAGAUAUGAAUUCAUAUGCAGAUGCAUUGGUUGGUGUUGCUGGUGAAGGUUUGAAUGUUGAACAAAGAAAGAGAUUAUCCAUUGGUGUUGAAUUAGUUUCCAAACCUAAAUUGUUGUUGUUUUUGGAUGAACCAACUUCUGGUUUAGAUUCCCAAACCGCCUGGUCUAUUUGUAAGUUGAUGAGAAAAUUAGCUGAUCAUGGUCAAGCCAUUUUGUGUACUAUACAUCAACCUUCUGCGCUUAUUAUGGCUGAAUUUGAUAGAUUGUUGUUUUUGCAAAAAGGCGGGGAGACAGUUUACUUUGGUGACUUGGGUGAAAAUUGUCAAACUAUGAUUGAAUAUUUUGAAAAACACGGAGCAGAUCCAUGUCCUAAAGAAGCCAAUCCAGCAGAAUGGAUGUUGGAAGUUGUUGGUGCUGCCCCAGGAUCUCAUGCUAAACAAGACUAUUUUGAAGUUUGGAGAAACUCUGAUGAAUAUAGAGCUGUUCAAAAUGAAAUUACUCGUAUGGAAACUGAAUUUGUUAAACUACCAAGAGAUGAAGAUCCUGAAGCUAAGUUGACAUAUGCUGCUCCAAUUUGGAAACAAUACUUGUUGGUUACUUGGAGAACAGUGGUUCAAGAUUGGAGAACCCCAGGGUAUAUUUAUGGAAAAUUAUUCCUUGUGAUAACUGCAUCUUUGUUUAAUGGGUUUUCAUUUUUCAACACCCGGAAUUCGAUACAAACAUUAACUAAUCAGAUGUUUUCGAUUUUUAUGUCAUUUGUUGUUCUCAAUUCAUUAUUACAACAAAUGUUACCAGCAUUUGUGAAGAAUAGGGAUUUAUUUGAAAUUAGAGAAGCACCAUCUCGAACGUAUAGCUGGUCUGCAUUUAUCACUGGUCAAAUUACCUCUGAAUUACCAUUCCAAAUAAUUUUAGGAACACUAGCUUAUUUUUGUUGGUAUUACCCUCUUGGGUUCUAUCAUAAUGCAGAAACGACAAACUCUGUGAAUUCACGUGGUGUUUUAAUGUGGCUAUUGCAAGUAUCCUUUUAUUGCUAUAUCACAACUUUGGGACAUUUUGUCAAUUCAUUUAAUGAACUGCCUGAUUCGGCAGCCAAUUUGGCUAAGUUGAUGUUUUCAUUAUGUUUAAUGUUUUGUGGAGUGUUGGCAACCCCUGAACUGAUGCCACGGUUUUGGAUUUUUAUCUACCGAUGCAAUCCAUUGACUUAUUUAGUACAGGCAAUACUAUCUACUGCUUUGGCAAAUUCGAAAAUCACUUGUUCCGACCGUGAAUAUUUACAAAUUAAACGACCAUCAGGGCAAACUUGUCAGGGAUUUAUGAAUUUAUUUAUGGAAAGAGUUGGAGGGUAUGUUAUCACUGUAGGGAAUAAAUGUUUAUAUUGUCCCAUUGAUGAAACAAAUACAUUUUUGGAAUCUGUUCAUGCCAUAUAUAGUGAAAGAUGGCGAAACCUUGGGAUAUUCAUUGUUUUUAUUGUAUUUAAUAUUAUCUUUGCCAUUUUUCUUUAUUGGUUGGCUAGAGUUCCUAAAGGUAGUCGUGAAAGAAAACAUUCUAAAAAGGAAGGAAGUUCAAUCAAUUUUGUUGAAUAG
Candida tropicalis MYA-3404 is the source of this 3807-nucleotide messenger RNA. Its product is annotated as pleiotropic drug resistance family ABC transporter. Lineage: Eukaryota; Fungi; Ascomycota; Pichiomycetes; Serinales; Debaryomycetaceae. Gene Ontology annotation, biological process: xenobiotic detoxification by transmembrane export across the plasma membrane. Gene Ontology annotation, molecular function: ATP binding; ATP hydrolysis activity; ABC-type transporter activity. Gene Ontology annotation, cellular component: membrane. The transcript has a single exon. Bases 1 to 3807 code for a protein of 1268 amino acids. The record is from RefSeq and is a predicted model, not a curated record.